Messenger RNA from Perca fluviatilis (European perch), 2943 nucleotides. RefSeq names its product dual specificity testis-specific protein kinase 1. Gene Ontology annotation, biological process: autophagosome organization; peptidyl-serine phosphorylation; autophagy. The transcript has 5 exons. Gene Ontology annotation, cellular component: autophagosome; cytoplasm. Bases 138 to 1535 code for a protein of 465 amino acids. Gene Ontology annotation, molecular function: ATP binding; protein serine/threonine kinase activity. The record is from RefSeq and is a predicted model, not a curated record. Lineage: Eukaryota; Metazoa; Chordata; Actinopteri; Perciformes; Percidae.
UUGCAGCACAUAGGCGUGUCUGUUUUGCUGAAGGCCAAGAAGGUGUGGCACAGGUAUAAAGAGACUCAACAAUUCAUGUUCCGACCUGACGCAGCUGCUUUCCCUCUACAGCUAAAAGUUGUCCCAGCGUGGCCCUCAUGGCGUACUCCACCAGCACUAUCGCACAGGGCUGUUUUGGGAAGGUGUACAAGGAGAAAUACAACGAUAACUGGGCCGCUAUAAAGAAGGUCCCCCAUAAUCUCAUCAGUAAGAAGGACCUGGAGAGGGAGUGUGAAGUGUACAACAAGGCAAAACAUCCCAACAUAGUGAAGCUUCUGGGCAACAUAAAUCUCCGAGACGGAAAAUGGAUUAUUCCUCUAGAGUUUAUCUUCGGCGAGGAUUUAGAGACCACCAUCUUCAAAACAUCAAAGUCUAAAAUACAGCUGACUCCGUCUAUAAGGGGCACUAUCAUCAUCGGCAUGUGUGAAGGGCUGCUUCACCUCCACUCCAAAGAUGUUGUCCAUCAAGACCUCAAGCCUGAAAACAUCAUGGUGGAACAUAACACAAACAGAGCUGUCAUCAUCGACCUGGGACUGGCCAAGUUCUUCCGAUACGGUCUCAACUCUGCUGUUGACAUGGGGAACGAGGCCUACGCAGCCCCCGAGGUGCUGGAGAGGGGCGUACAGAGGGACCAGCGCUCAGAUGUGUGGGCCAUGGGUAAGAUCAUCGCCGAGCUCUGUGCCCGGAUUCGCCUGUACACGCCCACCGUCUGUCCCGCCAAGAUCAAGGAGACCCUGCUGGAUCAGCCGUACUGCCAUGCCGUGUGUAGGAUGGUGGAGCCUGACCCUACUCUGAGGGCCUCCAUGGGUGGGGUCAUAAGUGAGAUACGAAAGGCCGGAAGUGCAUGCAUCGUCCCCAGUGCACCCGUUCAAAAAGAUCACCUUAAGCCACCUGCACCUCAAAUUAAUGUCAGAAACCUCUCUCCGUCACCUGUGAAUAGAGAUCCAUCGCCAAUGAACAGGGCUCCGUCCCCGUUUAACAGGGACCCAUCACCAAUGAACAGGGCUCCGUCCCCGUUUAACAGGGACCCAUCACCAAUGAACAGGGCUCCGUCACCGUUUAACAGGGACCCAUUGCCAAUAAAAAAGGCUCCAUCGCCGUUUGACAAGGACCCAUUGCCAAUGAACAAGGCUCCAGUGCCGUUUGACAGGGACCAAUCGCCGCUGAAAUGGGAGCAUUCACCCAGACCAGUCUUCAAAGCUUUGAAUCCACAAGCUGCAAUGCACCUCUCUCCUUCCCCUCAGAGGACAGAAGAAAUAAACAAACACCAGGCUCUGGUCCCAGCAGGCAGAACCGAGCUCACGCAAGACUUCAUGAAGAUGAAGUUGUACCAAGAGGCUGCCAAGGAUCUGCCCUGCAACCUGCCCCCAACAGGGAGGGUGGUGAUUCGGCACUUUGAGGAGAAAAAUGGGGAGGUUGGAACAUGGGAGCAGAAGGAGGUGGUGACUCGUGAUGGGAAGAUAGUUGAGUUCAAUGACAUCAAGUUUAAUAAGUAAGAACAAGAGUUUUAGGACUUUAUCUCCUUAAAAAGGAUUGCAUGUGCUGGUUAAAUGGUUAGUUCAGGGUCACCUAACUUUUGGUAUCUUCUUAGAGCAUGUAAAACACAUUUCACUGAGCUAAAGCUUCAACUGAGAUUAAGUUACAGUAGGCACCUGUUUUUACGCACACAUAAAAUGGAUUUGAAACCUGUUACAACUUAGAAAUACAGUUUGCCUAUGGCAGUUUGAAGCGGUAAUAAGAGGACAUCUUGAAUGCUUUGGUUGUGCUGUAACAUGUUUUUUCAGCCAUGUUGAUUGAUAACUCAUUUAAUUGCCAAGAAAGAAAUAUCUCCAGGCACGAACAGCCAUCUGUGAAUGUCUUUCAGCAUCUGAAUGCAUAUGACUGUGAACUGUGAAUGGGUCAUACAUUACAUGCAUAUUUAUAUAAUACAUUCUGAAAUCUCAAUUGCAGAUAGAUUUUGUUUCUUUGGGAUGCUUUAUGCUCAUAUUUAAUACACUGUGUUUCAUUAGAUUAGCUUGAUCUGUUUUAAUCAUCAGAAAAUCUGAGCAAGUAAUGAAAAGAAGCACACACUAGUUGAUGGUUAUAAACAAAAGCGGCAACUAAAAUCAGAAUCAGACAAGAUGGGCAUACAACAAACAAACUGUAAUACAACUUAAUGCUAAUGGGUCUGGUUGUUGCUCCAGAAAAGGCCGUCCCCAUGAUCGUGCAAUGUAUUCCUCUUCUGUCCGCUCCAACCUGUGUAAUUUAGGGGUAAUAUUUGAUCAAUCUUCGUUGUUUGACACAGACGUAAAGCAGCUGAACAGAUCUUGUUUUUUCCACUUAAGAAAUAUAAGUAAACUGAAAUCUGAAGUUUCAACUGCUGAACUUCAGAUGCUUAUACAUGCUUUCAUCUUAUCUCGCAUUGACCACUGUAAUGCAUUUUUCUUCUCACUUAGUAGGCUAUGUCUUUUCUUGAUCGCCUUCAGUAGGCUAAAUCCAGAAUGCUGUUACAAGGCUACUCACUAGAUCAAAUAGACGGUCUCACAUUAGCCCUGUUCUUAAGUCUCUUCACUGGCUCCCUGUUGCAUACAGGGUUCAGUAUAAAAUUCUCACUCUUACGUAUACAGUAGGCCAUUGCACAGUCAGGCGGGUGCAUAUGUGGCUGAACUACUCUCUUGGUCUAAUAUGUUAAGUUAAAUGGCUGUCCCACACUCCCGGGUUAGGGCCCGUGGUGAUUGAUCUUUGAUCUUUCAAUUUGGACUACUCUGCCCCCACCCGAACCCUCUGUUCUUUCUGUGGAUUUUUAAAAAAAUCAGAUAAAGACGUAUGGCUACCUAGUUGGACAGGUGUUUGGUUGCAAUGUCUACACUUUAUGUAAUAUGUUUUUUUUAUUGUGUAUUGUGUUUUUAUUAUGUAUGUUUGUAG